AUGCAUCCGCAUAUAGUUCAGAAUGUUACAGGAAAGCCUACACAGCCACAUAUAGUUCAGAACGUUGCAGGUAAGCCUACAAAACAACAUAUAGUUCAGAACGUUGCAACAAAGCAUACGCAGCCUCAUAAAUUUGCAGCAAAGCCUACACAGUCAAAUAUAGUUCAGAACGUUGCAGCAAAGCCUACGCAACCACAUGUAGUUCAGAAAGUUGCAGCUAAGCCUAUGCAUCCGCAUAUAGUUCAGAAAGUUGCAGCAAAGCCUACACAGCCACAUAUAGUUCAGAAUGUAGUUCAGAAAGUUGGAGCUAAGCCUACGCAACCACAUGUAGUUCAGAAAGUUGCAGCUAAGCAUACGCAACCACAUGUAGUUCAGAAAGUUGCAGCUAAGCAUACGCAACCACAUGCAACUAAGCAUACGCAACCACAUGUAGUUCAGAAAUUUGGAGCUAAGCCUACGCAACCACAUGUAGUUCAGAAAUUUGCAGCUAAGUCUACGCAGCCACAUAUAGUUCAGAAAGUUGCAGCUAAGCAUACGCAGCCACAUGUAGUUCAGAAAGUUGCAGCUAAGCCUACGCAACCACAUGUAGUUCAGAAAGUUGCAGCUAAGCAUACGCAACCACAUAUAGUUCAGAAAGUUGCAGCUAAGCAUACGCAACCACAUAUAGUUCAGAAAGUUGCAGCUAUGCAUACGCAACCACAUAUAGUACAGAAUGUUGCAGCUAAGCAUACGCAACCACAUAUAGUUCAGAAAGUUGCAGCUAAGCAUACGCAACCACAUUUCAGAAAUACGCAACCACAUGUAGUUCAGAAAGUUGCAGCUAAGCAUACGCAACCACAUGUAGUUCAGAAAGUUGCAGCUAAGCAUACGCAACCACAUGUAGUUCAGAAAGUUGCAGCUAAGCAUACGCAACCACAUGUAGUUCAGAAAGUUGCAGCUAAGCAUACGCAACCACAUGUAGUUCAGAAAGUUGGAGCUAAGCCUACGCAACCACAUGUAGUUCAGAAAGUUGGAGCUAAGCAUACGCAGCCACAUGUAGUUCAGAAAGUUGCAGCUAAGCCUACGCAGCCACAUGUAGAUCAGAAAGUUGCAGCUAAGCCUACGCAGCCACAUAUAGUUCAGAAAGUUGCAGUCAAGCCUAUGCAACCACAUGUAGAUCAGAAAGUUGCAGCUAAGCCUACGCAGCCACAUAUAAUUCAGAAGUUGCAGCUAAGCAUACGCAGCCACAUACAGUUCAGAAAGUUGCAGUCAAGCCUAUGCAACCACAUGUAG
This is a messenger RNA of Mercenaria mercenaria, 1272 nucleotides long. RefSeq names its product PGC-1 and ERR-induced regulator in muscle protein 1-like. NCBI's taxonomy places the organism in Eukaryota, Metazoa, Mollusca, Bivalvia, Venerida, Veneridae. The record is from RefSeq and is a predicted model, not a curated record. The coding region runs from base 1 to 1272 and encodes 423 amino acids. The transcript is spliced from 4 exons.